AAUUUUCAUUCGAAUCAUCGUCAUCAGUGCUUAUGGAAGUUAUUUUUCCGUGAAAUAUACGUGUUUUCAGUAUCUUUUUUAUAAAAGUUGGUGUGAUUUCGCUAGUAAAAAUUAUAUUCAUACAAACAAUAGAGCAAUCGGAUUCAUUGUUUUUUGGGCAGUGCUAGCUUUUUGUCGCGAUCGGAAACGACACGUAAAAUCGGAAUAGGCGUUUCACGUCAUUUUCCUUGCGGAGGAAGUGUGCGAUGUGCUGUGUGGUGCCAAGUUAAAAACUGGGUGUGAAAAGUAAAUGACGUUCUGUGUCAAUGGAAUAAACAGGAAAAUAAUUGACUGGUUUGCGUCGGAAUAUAUUUGGGAUGUUUUUACUAUCAACUGAAUCAUAGAAUUAACUGCGCUAUCCGGCGUUUUGGCUUCCACUAUUUGUCCAUCUAUUCACCACUGAAAAUCAUUCUGUUCCAAUAGAAAAAUAUCGUAGCGAAAAAAAUCAACGCAAUAGUAUAAACAGCCCCAUCGUACUUUUUCUUUCAUCAAAAACAACGCAAGCACACCGGAAGCAGGAUCUAUUUGUUGAUUUAGGUUAGGGUAUUUCGCGUUCUUUUCUAAGAAGCGAACCUUUAAAGAAAACAGCGAACAACAAAAGGCACCACCAGCAACAAUGGGGAACGUUUUCGCGAAUCUGUUCAAAGGGUUGUUCGGCAAGAAGGAGAUGAGAAUACUGAUGGUUGGAUUGGAUGCCGCUGGUAAAACCACAAUCCUGUAUAAACUAAAAUUAGGAGAAAUUGUUACAACGAUUCCUACCAUUGGUUUCAAUGUGGAGACUGUAGAAUACAAAAAUAUUAGUUUUACAGUAUGGGACGUGGGCGGUCAGGACAAGAUUCGGCCACUGUGGAGGCAUUACUUUCAGAACACACAAGGACUUAUCUUUGUCGUAGACAGUAACGACAGAGAGCGUAUCGGCGAAGCCAGAGAAGAACUGAUGCGAAUGCUGGCAGAAGACGAGCUUAGAGAUGCGGUUUUACUUAUAUUUGCAAACAAACAGGAUCUACCAAAUGCAAUGAAUGCCGCGGAGAUCACCGACAAGCUGGGCCUGCAUUCGCUGAGAAAUCGCAACUGGUACAUUCAGGCAACCUGCGCAACCAGCGGAGACGGUCUGUACGAGGGUCUCGACUGGCUGUCCAACCAGCUGAAGAAUGCUAAUCGUUAAGGAAGGGAACUGAAGCAAAAAAGAGCAGCCUCGACAGACGCGCAGUACAGGACGCGAACUAGCAAUGCGAGCGAGCGAGAUCGAGAUAAAUAUUAAGCAAGAGCGUAAGAGAAUAAGAAAAGCUCCGAAAAAGAUGCUGUUGAGAUAGGGAAAACCAACAAAUAAUGUAGCAAAAAAAAAAUUAACAAAAAACUCAGAAAACCAACUCCCUCUUAAAGAAAAUAAGGAAAAACAUUAAAAUGCAGAAGCCAGCCAGGUGAUGUGUGUGUGAAUGAUUAUAUAAAAAUGAAAGAAAUAAUAUAAAGUAAUAUAAUGAUAAAAUAAAGGAAAACACACUGAAAAAAAAGAAACAAAAAUGAUGCUGACGCGUAUUGAAAAAAAUUAGCAUGUGAGAAUAAAACAUAAGCUAAGCUGUGCAAGUGAGCUGAAAUAAACCUUGGCAAAGGAGUAAGUGAAAAACAAACGAUCAACAUGUGCUUAUUAUUGAUUGUACUACGCAAACAGCUGUGUCCUGAAGCUUUUUCGCUGUCGCAGUACGAAGAAAAAUGGCAUUAUCAGUCCUGUUAAAUUUUUAUGCAUCUUUCGUGAGGAACAAUUUUUGAUAUCAUUCUGCCAAAACUCGGCUUGUACCGGCGGUGUUCCGCUUUCUAUCCGUUGGUAAUGCGCAAGUAAGGCUGCCUCUUUUAGAUACAAUUAUUUUUUUUUUCAUUGUGCAAAGGGACUCGUUUAUGUUUCACCUGUUCGAGGGUAUAUAAAAAAUAACUAAAAUAGAUUUUAUUUAUUAUUGCUCCUUCCUUUAUUAGUACACGAUUGAUGACUAGAAUACAGUUAUUGAGAAGUAAAGAAACAUUCGCAUACGGAUAAGAACACUAGAAGAUGAAAAAAGAUUUUGUUUGCUUAAAUUUCGUGAAACGGAUACGUCUAGGAUGGCUUUUCAGGAAGGGCUAUUUGAUAAGGAUUCCACUUUUGAAAUUAAAACACAAGUACACAAUUCACGUGCAAGUGCAACAAAAGAAAAUACGGAAGAGACUGCAAAAAUCACUGUCAUAAUUCGUGAGAAAGGUGAAGAAAUAUGCAAGGAAUUCUGACUGUGACAUAUGCAUCAACUGAAACAGCUAAUGACAGAAACUGAAACCAAUAAAAGACGCUACCACAUUGAAAAGAGUCACUGUAAACAGCAUCAACAGGUGAAACAAAGAAUAUCCGGGAAUGACAUCCGAAAACGUUCAUUCAAAAUCAGUUUAAGGAGAAAAUUACAGCUACAAGUGUAACAGUUACGUUUAAUUAAGAUGAAUAAAACACUAUAUAUAGACGA
Molecule: messenger RNA, 2519 nt
Organism: Malaya genurostris
Lineage: Eukaryota; Metazoa; Arthropoda; Insecta; Diptera; Culicidae
Gene: Arf79F
Product: ADP-ribosylation factor 1
Exons: 5
Coding region: 656-1204 (182 amino acids)
Biological process (GO): vesicle-mediated transport; intracellular protein transport
Cellular component (GO): plasma membrane; cytoplasm
Molecular function (GO): GTP binding; GTPase activity
Source: RefSeq, a predicted model, not a curated record